CUUACUUUGAAGGAGAUGAUUUAAAGAAACUUACUGAAGAAGUAGCAAAAGCCAGAAGUUUUUUAAAGCAGGCAAAAUCUUUGAGGUUAUUACUACAAAAUUGGAAUACUGAACCAAAAGAACAAUUCUGUCUUUAAAAAAGUGCUCAGGAUUAAAUUUUAUACCAAACAAAGGACGCUGAAGAUGGAUUGGAGUGAUACCACUAGCCUGCUUCUCUUUAAUUGUAUGCGUAAAGCUUCCAGCCCUCAAGCGAAGAGGAAAGAUGUACUCUUGUUGUCUCUAAACUUCUGGCAGAGAAGAGAUUACAGAUGAUAAGUGAUGCUAAUUUACUUCACUUGCAGGUUUUGAGACUUGAAGUAAAUCAAGCCUGCACUCUCCCAAGCCUAGUCAUAAACAAGGAUAGUUUCCAACGUGGUUAAUAUAGAUUUUUAGAAAAUCUAGUGAUUUAUAUAUAGUAGUUAUACACAACUCUUGUUCUCCUCAGGCUGGGAAAAAAAUUUUUACUGCAUCGAUCCUUGUAAUUGCUUCGAAUCAAUUGGGUGGUUAUGUCAAAGAUGUGCUUUUUUGGCAAUUGCUUUGAGACUUGUUUGCUGUGCUCUUACCCCUAACAGAUGUGACAGAGGUUAUGAUACUAGAAAGGGAAUUCUUUACUCCACUUUGAAUAGGAAGUCCAAGAAAUAAUCUUUAGUGUAGAAAACAACGCUUGGAAUGAAUGUUUUUGCCAAAAGAAGUUUGCUAAUAAUUGUUUCUACCUUUUUCAUUUUAUGUUGGCAGUAGAGUAGGAAUUAAAGUGGAUGAUUCAGAAAUCUUCAGACAUGCAAAGAAGAAAUAUCUUGAUAUUCUUAAGCAUGGUUAUUGUUUGUAUAACCAGACACUGCCAGGUCUUCUAAGUAAUUCUACUAAAUUCUUACAUGUUUCCUGUCAUAGAAAGAUUAAAAAUUUUUUCCAGUACCAUUACAAGAAAUCAAAUUUAAACUAACUACAGUAUCGAGUCCAUUUUUUUCCAAUUUAUUUAUGAAUACACUUUUUGUAAUGAGGAAUUCAGUGAUGACGCUUCAUUAGCAUUUUGUAGGUGUUUACUGUUGUCUUCAGAGGUCUAGGAAUUCAUCUCAGGUUUUAGUAUAUGUAUAUUUAUGAAAAACAAUCCAGAUGCAAAAUACAGAUACUUGGUCUGAAUUUAUUCAGGAGCUAUUCACAUGUCCUGAGUGCCAAGUGAUGGGAAUGAUUUGAUAUGGGAGAUACUCUCUUUUCUUUUCCUCUAUCUGUUUGUCUCUAUAAAGAAUUAAAACUAUUUCUAUCAUAAAAGUCUCUUUUUAGCCUUGUAUCCCUGCCCACCACUGCCUCCUGCCUUCCUUGUUAGUACCAAUCUCGUGGAAUACUGCAGUUACAAGGUGCCUUACGCUAAGUAUCACUGUCCUGUGAUUUUUAUUAGUAUAUUUUAUAUGUGUUGGUAUGUGUGUAACUACUAAGAUGCUUUGAUAUGAAAAUCUUGGUUGUAAAUCAAUAGGACUGAUUACAUUUUUAUUGAAUGUAUGUAAAUGUUAGAUGAUGAUUAAUGACAAAAGGGAUGGAAAGAUGCUUAUUUAUUCCUUGAGGAUUUAAGAAGUGUCACAGUGCUGUAGCAUAUAUUCUGAUAUUGUUAUAGAGGGCUUUAAAAGGUAAUAUACUUGUGCAGGUACGUUAGUGAUAUCAUAGACUCUUUAUGAAGUAAGAUAGUAAUGCAUAUGACAAAUUUUGCGAAUGUGGGUAAGAAUCAGAACAUUUCUAUGUGUUGUGUUAGAUUGCAGUCUGCACACCUCUCAUUCACAGCCUUUUUUUUCUGUAUGGUAUUGUUAUUUUUUGUAGAUUUUACUCAUUCAAAACAACAUAGUUUAAACAAUAUCUCGUAGACUGGUCAUCAAUGGAUCUAUGUAAUCCGAAGUUCACUGUAAUAUACACUAAUACUCAUCUCUUGUUUGUUUGCAUUAGUUUAGACUGGUCAUUUGUUCAUAGCUCUGGUUCUCUUGAGCGUACUCCCAGGUUCAGACAGUAGACUUAAAUACAUGUUAGGAUUUUGUGAGUUGUCGUCUUGCUGGUGGAGUGAGCUAAGGGUUCCUCAGCCUUCCGCUCAAGAAAAAUGCAACAGAAAAGUAAGGAACAAAUUCUUACAUUAUAAUUUUUGUAACCACAGAAGCUCUAAAACUGUUGGGAGUUGCAGUAUUUAGCCAUUGCAUCCCAUCUAACUUCACUUCUUUUGGAAGUGUUUUCAAGCUGUGUAGCCUCCCUUUCCAUGCUUCUGAAGCCUUGUUGUCUUGCAGGUUGGUCAGUCCUGCUGCCUGCAGAGCAGCUCCUUCCUUUAAAAUACAGUUUCUGUUGCCUUCCUAUUACCUACCCGGAAACUCUAGUCCUACCUGCUCCCAUCAAUCUGAGGACUACUUAGUCAGGAAAACAUUUUAAGGAGGUGGGUCAGCAAUGACGACAUUAAUCAAGUGCUCUGUUAAUGGCUUUUCUAUGUUGAUCAGUCAUGUAUAUGUCAUUUGCUUUUCUGGUUCAUGCUUCCUGGAAUGCAAUUCACUGUAUUCGAGCCAUAAUAAAAGAGGAGUUUUAUAAUUGACAAAGCUGUGUAUUUUUCUGCCAGCUUGUUUGUAUAAAUGUCUUUGCUGUGGCUCACUGAAUAUGUUGAGUUGCAUGUAGUGAAUUAAAGGCAAACAGCUAAACCAGUUGUUACCCUGAAGGAUGUGUUCAACUCCUUAUCAAAGAUUGCUGGCUUCAUAGCAAGAAUGGGUAACCUCUGUGUGAGUGCAGAUGUUCAUAUUAGCUUAGUAUGAACUGGCAGUUCAGGAACUCCUUUGUGUGUGCUUCAGCCAUACCUGCUUCGGGGGAAAACAGCCGACAGAAGAGGGGGAGAUGGCUUGGGACAGUAACAAAUUCAUCCAUCUAACUAUGCCUGAACUUGAGACAACCCCAGCAAGUUUAUGUGGCUUCUAAGGAAGAAGUCAGCAAUAAGCCGUGUUGUGGCUCUGCCCUAUGGAAUUCUGUCCAGUAAGAAUUUAUCCAUGUUUGUAGGCAUAUUAUCUCUUAUCAGUGUUUUUCUAGAUUUGAAACCACAAAGUUCCAAGAUUUUAGGCACCCAAAAGUGUCAGUACAACUCAGUAAUAAGAAUUUUCAUUCAAUCAUUUUAAUGCAUCUUGACCAGUUAGAUAUAUGUAGGAUACAUUUCAUUCCAUGAAACUUCAGUCCUCUGUGAAACAACCUCAAGCAGAUGCUUAUUAGAUAUUUGAUUUCUGAAUAGUUUUGAGAGAGAGAAUGGAAAAUCUAGUUUCAGAAACCUGCGAGCAUCAGAAAAUAUCCUAUUUUUUUACCUGUGUCUUUUAUAACAGAUAGAAUCUAGAGUUUAGGUAUCUGUCUAUACUGAAUGCACUGAUGGAACUACAGUACAAAGAAAUUGAUGAUCCCUGUCUUAUCGUAUGAGGCUUCAUCAUUUAGAAUCUUAAAUUCUACCCAGAGUGUGAUAGGUAAAAUAGACAGACCUUGUAGACUAGAAGUUUACAUGCUUUCAGUGGUAGGGGCUUCCUCUGUCAUUGUGGCCACAGUUACGAUGGCACUGAGGCUCUUUACUUUGUAGUUCUUUCUUUAUUGGUUAAGAACCUGGUGUCUUUUAGAGGGUGUUUCCUUUUUCCUUUCCUACUUGGACAAUUCUGCAUAUUAUGUUACAAUUUCUGGGUUAUAAUAACAAUAGAGGUAAAUAGAAAAUUGUAAAUGAAACUUAGUAGAAAUUAAGACAAGAUUUUAAAAGAUAUCUGACUGUCAUUAUGCAAAAUAAAUCCUUCUCUUCCAUCUAUCCUAAGCCACCUCCUGUGCCCUCUUAACUCCUGCAGUGUUUUUAUGGGUAUGAAAACAUAUGUAAUAGUAAUGAUGAUCUCUAAUUCUCUUUUCCAGUGCAAUAACAGAAAAACUUUGAAUUAAAAGGAAACCUGCUAGGGUUUGUCUUCCAUAAUCUUUUUAAAUCUGCAUGUGUUAAUAUAUAUAUAGCUCCUGCAUUUUUCAGUUUUCUCUGUGACUCCUAUAUGUAAGAAGGCAAACUCUCCUCCCUGUUCUCUACAAAGAAACAUGCCUUUAUUCAGUACAAUGCAGUGUUUUUAUUUAUGAUGCAUUUAGUUUUUAUUCCUUCCUUUAAAUGUUGUACAAACUGUCCCCCUUUCUAACAAACCUAAGAGCCGAUAAAGGGCAUGCCCAUUAUUGCUAUUACAAGUUGCUUUGUUUCUUCCUGUAAUACACCCUACCUUGUCAAUGUAGCCUCUGAGUUACCAUUUCAUUUGGCAUAUAAAUCACUCUGCAGCAUGCAAAAGCAACCACAAAUGCAGAGUAAACGAGAGCCUAACUUCACAAGUAUUUUAUAUGGCACAUUCCAAGCUGUGCGUUGAAGUAUUCAUGUGUGCUUUAUUCCUUCCAAGAGGAAAUGAUGAAAUACGUAGAAUCGUAAAACAAAUAAAUACACAAAGAUCAGGAAAAAGGAAGGGAUGGAGUGAGAAUAUUUAUUUUUGCUAAUGAAGAUCUAAGGGAUUUUAAAACAAUCUGAGUUCUCAGCUUUGCAGCUAGCUGUCUGAUUAAUAUAAUAGAAAAACCCUGAUUUUUUAAACUUUGAGAAAGAUGUUUAAAGUAUUUGAUAUGCUUGCUUCUAGAAAUACUGUAUCUGAUGAUAUUAAAAAUAAAAACCCAUUAACAGAUGGCAGAACAUGAAACAAAACAGCAUAGUAUCAUCGCUUUAAACAAUAUAUGUGCGUAUAGAAAAUAUGCGUUUUGUGUAAUAAUGGGAAUAAGAAUCUGCGUCUUCUCUCUUCUGGCAUGAAACUGCAGAAUGACCCCAGAAAGACUUAGCAGGAUGCAGUGAAUAAAUUAUGGCCACCUCUCUUCUGUGUUAUGAGAAUAAGAGUAACAGGUGAGGUACACAAUACCCAUUCUGAAAAGCUCUUCUGGCUAAGGUGGAACCCAAAGUCAAGUUAAAGUAGUCUUGGUUUAUUUUCACUGAGAGAUGAGGGAUAGAUAUGCUACGAAUAUGCUGACCAGGUGCUUUGACUUGUGGAGGAGUUCUUUAGUAGUCUAGGGAUGGAUGGAAUAGCCACUCUCUUUCUCAGGCAAAAUGAUAAAAUCUGAGUGCUGUGACCAUCUCAACCAAAAGAACUCUGUACUCCUGGGGCUUUUACUCUGAGCUGGGUUUGUUACUCAUUUUGCAACCUGAGAAGUGCAAAUUAGCUUGACAGGUUUAAAGGUUCUAAUGCAGACUACAAGGACUUCAGUGCAUAUAUGUUAUGCUAAAAUAUAUUUGCCUAGGUGUCAGUCUAAGUCCUUGUCAACAUGUGACCAUUAAAUUGCAUUUAAAUUGCAAAGUCACGUAUGAACUUGAGAUAUUUCUAACAUGCCAACACUUCAAAUUGUAGUCAUUUAUAUUUAGAUUUGGGAGUGUUUCUUUAGCAUCUUAACUACUGCUUUGAGGCCUAAUUUUAGACACACCCAUCUAAAAAUGUUGGCUUUGAUUUCUUAUUGUUUAAUUUGCAAAAGGAUGUGUGUUUUAAGAGUGCUUUAAAAUCUUAGGAUCAGAGAACUUCUAUAAUAAUAAUAAAUUAACUGAUUAAUAAAUUUUAAAUGCACUAUUUAAGAAUAAGUCUUUUCCUGUUCUAUUGUGUACCAGUUAGUUUGCUGCCUGUACUUCACUCAUCCUGGAAGUGAGAGAACAAAACCUUGCACCUACGUUGCAAAUACAAAAUUGGACUGGGGAUGAAGAUAGAAGAAUCAGGAUGAAAGUGCGAAGUACCUUUGUCAAACAAGAUUUUUCUUUCUUCUCUGUAUCCAAAUUUAGAUUGAAAACCAUAGGUGGAAAGGAAACAUACUUCUAUUCAGCCUGCUAUUAGAUGAGAUGUAUCCAACCAAAGUUUCACACUGUGAGAGAUCUGUUUUCAAACACUAGUGCUAAGACUUUCUCUCCAGUUUUUCUUAAGAACCUUUUUCUUUGUACUUUUCAAGAACCCUGGCUGAGACAUUUUAGUGAUCUAGUACAACUUAUCUACAGAAUGAUGUUACAGUAAUAUAUUUGUGCUGCCUAGUGUGUUAUCAAUGGUUUUACCAGGUAACAGUAAGAUAUUUAGAAGGAUCUGAUGUGGAGAUCUUCAUUUAUUUAUUUAUUUAUUUCCUGAAAAGGAACGUAAAUUAUGUAUAAAUUAAGCCCUGCCCUUUUUUGGCUCCCAGCCCAGCCACCAGCUACAAAGGAGCAGGAACAACAAAAGGACCUGAGCACACGUGAACAUCUCGAUGUUUGUCUAGAGUACCUGAUGCCCUUAAGUUACUAAUUGUCCGGCAAAGAGAAGUCUCACCAUCUUACUUGGACAGGAAGCACGGGGAUAACACUGACAUCCAGGAUUCUACCAAGGUUGUGAUGCAAGAACGGUCUACAGAGGAGCUCCACAGGGGCCACCCAUGUGAGAGCAAACUAACUGAGCACACUGAACCACUGGUUAAAAGCAGAAAGACAGUGGUGACAGGAGGUGGAGGCUACCUGGGAUACAAUCUGGGAUGUGCUCUUCUUAAGUCAGGCGUUGCCGUUGUUCUGUUUGAUGUACGGAAACCUAAGUGGGAAAUUCCAAAUGGAGCAGAUUUUUUCAAGGGUGAUGUGAGGGAUUAUGAUGCAGUGUUCAAAGCAUGUGAAGGGGCAGACUGUGUUUUUCAUGUGGCUGCUUGUGGAAUGUCAGGAUUAGAACAACUUCAAAAGAAAGAACAGAUUGAAUCCAUAAAUGUCGGUGGCACAAAAAUAAUAAUUGAUGUCUGCAAACAAAGAAAUAUCCCUAGACUGAUAUAUACCAGUACGGUGAAUGUGGUAUUUGGAGGGAAUACUAUUGAAGAAGGAGAUGAAGAAACUGUGCCAUAUUUUCCACUGGAAAAGCAUUUUAAUCAUUAUUCUAGAACGAAGGCAAUUGCAGACCAAAUGGUUCUUGCUGCUAAUGGAACCUUACUCAAAGGAGGUGAUAAGCUCCAUACUUGUGUGCUUCGUCCACCAGGCAUAUAUGGACCAGAAGAACAGCGCCACCUGCCACGAGUAGCUAUAAAUAUCCAGCGGAGACUAUUUAACUUCAAGUUUGGGAAUCACAAAGUUCAGAUGAACUGGGUUCACAUAGGAAACCUAGUACAAGCUCACUUACUAGCUGCUGAGGCUCUCACCUCUGAGAAGGGUUAUGUAGCAAGUGGACAGGCAUAUUACAUACACGAUGGCGAAAAUGUCGUAUUUUCCGAAUGGAUAGUCCCUUUAUUUGAAAAAUUAGGCUAUAGGAAACCCUGGAUACAUAUUCCUGUUCUCCUGGUUCACACAGCAGCCACUGUGAUGGAGUAUCUGCACCUGGCACUAAAGCCAGUUUUUAUCUUUACACCUUUCUUGACAAGGAAUGAGGUGUGGAACGUUACUGUAACUCACACUUUCCGAAUAGAUAAAGCACGAAAUCAACUUGGUUACAAACCAAAGAAAUUCUCAUUAGCUGAUUCUGUGGAUCAUUAUCUUAAAACAAGACCUAUUUGCCAAGAAGAUCAUACAUUCCUUAAAAUGUUGUUUGCUUUUGGGCUUUUAUUAAGUUUGAUGAUUCUUUAUUUCUUCUAAAACCAAAUAGCUACCCACCUGUUCCAGAAAAACUAAUUUUGUUUCUGAGUAUUAAUGAUCUCGUCAUAGUAUAUUCCUCAGUCACUAUGGAAUUUAUUGUUCUUAUUCCUUAUUCUUAUCACUGUGAUGACUUCUCUCUGAUCUUAAAAACAAACAAACAAACAAAAGUGAAAAUGCAAAGCACAUCAAGAAGUGUUCUCAUAGGACAAAAGCAAAGGAGUGUCACAAAAUCAAAGGAGUUCACCACCAACAGGUGCAGGAAGAGAUUUAAUGAAUCUUCGUUAAUGGAUUACUUCAUACUGAGAAUAUCUUUCUAAAAAUGAUAAUCCAGGAGCAUAAGAAAUUGGAAGAGGAACCAUUGUAGCACUGCAGUGCUGUAGCAAGGUAGUGGCCGUAAUGAAGAAACUGCUCUGAUGAAGCCGCUGCUACAGCUGUGUGAGGAAUUAUGAAGACCUGGGAAAUAUAUAUAAAAAAAAGAAAAGUAAAUAUUUAUACAAUAUUUAUAUAUAACAGGUGGGAGAGGACUGAAUGUCAUAUUUAUGUGAAAUAGUUUGUUGUUCAAAACCUGUGUAAAAGAUGUAAUAAUGUAUCAUUACACGUGUUUGUAAAUGAAAUAUUUUUUUGAUGCAGUAAUAAAUCAUAACUGAAUCAGCUACUGUUUUUAAGGAGUCUGUGCAAAGGGAGAGGGAUGACACAUAAGACUGCUGGAGUUCAGCAAGGAGUUACUGCUGCCUCUCCUUGUAAAUGAAGCCAAGUCAUGCUAUCCAUAACCCUGUACCAGCGCUGGUACACUGCUCGCUCAGUGACUUGCUACUGCAGUGUCAGCAGGCAAACCAAGCACUCGGCCCUGAGUGAGGAUCCAACCUCCCUCUUCUCCUUCCUUAAGAUUUACAUUAGUUGCUUCUUGGCUGGAUUAUACUACAUGAGCUACAUGUGCUGCACAUGUACUAUGUGUACAUAUACAAUGUGUAUGCCAGAUGAAUU
This is a messenger RNA of Cygnus olor (mute swan), 8602 nucleotides long. RefSeq names its product putative short-chain dehydrogenase/reductase family 42E member 2. The record is from RefSeq and is a predicted model, not a curated record. The transcript is spliced from 16 exons. Gene Ontology annotation, molecular function: 3-beta-hydroxy-Delta5-steroid dehydrogenase (NAD+) activity. The coding region runs from base 6410 to 7618 and encodes 402 amino acids. Gene Ontology annotation, biological process: steroid biosynthetic process. NCBI's taxonomy places the organism in Eukaryota, Metazoa, Chordata, Aves, Anseriformes, Anatidae.